CCGGCCUGCCUCGGCUCAACAGGGGAGGUAAGCGCGGCUGUUGCUGAAGCUCCUGCUCUCGCCUCUGGCACUUUACCAAUGUCGACUUAAAAGAAGAGCCACCGGGCACUUUCGUCGGCGUAUUUUGGGAUGCUGCUUCUACACACAGUUUGCCGGUGUUUGCCAUAUAUUUCAUUGUACCAGCGUUAGCUAACGGCUGCUAGGCACAAAGGCACCUACUAGCCGAUGUCGGCUAACUGGAACUAGCUCGCCUGUGAGGACGAACACAUCCCACCGCACUCGGGUUAAUCUCUGCUGACUCGCUCCGUGUGAUGUGUUAGCUGUUCUGUGGUAGCCGUUUACUUAUAACUCAAGUCAAGUGGUUGUGUCCGCAGUCGCCACUCAUGACUACGAUAGUUAAAGCGGCGUUUCUGCAGAGCUGCCUUGUUGGCUGCAUGUUUUUCGGCUAGCCGCGGCACAAGCUUCGGUUCUGGGGAUGGUGGCGGUAGCAAAGCAAGCUAACUGCUCCUCGGUUCUUGUGAAGAAGUGAGCGCAAGAAGUGAGGAAACACCGGAGCCAAGGGGGAGUUCUCGGCUUGGUUUAUGUUAAUUGUAAAUCCGGGGCUGGAUGACGCUACGACGGACCUGACAAUCAUUGAACACCGCUCAACUGAAACUGGGAAUAUCGCUAACAGAUUGGAGGGAUUAUUUUUGUGUCUCUAAGUGGAUUUCGGCCUCCUGUUCGGGAUCGUCGUGGGAACACAGUAAGUGUUUUGACAUUGAGUGAGCCCGCAAAAUAUCCUCUCCCCCAGCGACCUCCUCCCCCCCUCCCCUGCUUCAACCUCCGAUGCGGAGAUUUCAGUAGCACCGGCAACCAAAUCCCCCACGGCGGCCGGACAUGCUGAAGUGUAUCCCCCUGUGGCGCUGCAACCGCCACGUCGAGUCGGUGGACAAGCGGCAUUGCAACUUGCAGACGGUCCCUGAUGAAAUAUUCCGCUACAGUCGCAGCCUGGAGGAGCUUCUCCUCGAUGCCAACCAACUCAAAGAGCUACCAAAGCCUUUUUUCAGACUACUGAACCUACGGAAGCUCGGCCUGAGUGACAAUGAGAUCCACAGACUCCCUCCUGAGGUGGCCAACUUCAUGCACCUGGUGGAAUUGGACAUCUCCAGAAACGACAUUCCUGAGAUCCCAGAGAGCAUUAAGUUUUGCAAGGCCUUGGAGAUCGCAGACUUCAGCGGAAACCCCCUCUCCAGAUUGCCGGAUGGUUUUACUCAGCUCCGAGCGCUGGCUCACUUGGCACUCAACGACGUGUCAUUACAGACGUUACCCGGCGACAUCGGAAAUCUGGCCAACCUGGUGACGUUGGAGCUCAGGGAGAACCUGUUGAAGUCUCUGCCCACGUCGCUCUCUUUCCUGGUGAAACUGGAACAGCUGGACUUGGGCAGCAAUGAACUGGAAGUUUUGCCCGACACCCUCGGCGCUCUCCCCAACCUGAGGGAACUGUGGCUAGACCGUAACCAGUUGUCCUCAUUACCACCAGAGCUUGGAAAUCUUCGGAGAUUGGUGUGUCUGGAUGUGUCAGAGAAUCGUCUGGAGGAGCUUCCCUCAGAGCUGAGCGGCCUCCUGGCUCUCACAGACCUGCUGCUCACACAGAACCUGCUGGAGGUCAUUCCAGACAGCAUAGGCUGCCUGAAGCAGCUUUCCAUCCUGAAGGUGGAUCAGAACAGACUAACUCACCUGACGGAUUCAAUAGGAGAGUGUGAAAACCUCACAGAACUCGUCCUGACAGAGAACCUUUUACAGUCACUUCCUCGCUCGCUGGGCAAGCUGAAGAAGCUGACGAACCUGAAUGUAGACCGCAACCGGCUGGGCAGCGUGCCCAAAGAGCUGGGCGGCUGUGCCAGCCUCAACGUUCUCUCAUUGAGGGACAACCGCCUGGGCAAACUGCCUGCUGAGCUUGCAGAUGCCACUGAGCUGCAUGUGCUGGACGUGGCUGGAAACAGAUUACAAAACUUGCCUUUUGCCCUGACAAACCUCAAUCUCAAGGCCAUGUGGCUCGCAGAGAACCAGUCGCAGCCGAUGCUCAAGUUCCAGACGGAGGAUGACGAGCGAACAGGAGAGAAAGUGUUGACGUGCUAUUUACUGCCCCAGCAGCCUUCCCCGAGCCUAGAGAACCUGCUGCAGAACAGUGUAGAUGACAGUUGGACAGACAGCAACCUGAAUCGGGUUUCAGUCAUUCAGUUCCAGGAGGAGACCAAGGCCGAGGAGGAGGACGAUGAGGCUGCUGCAGAGCGCAGAGGACUCCAGCGCAGAGCCACACCGCACCCCAGUGAGCUUAAGGUGAUGAAGAAGGUGAUCGAGGAGAGGAGGAACGAAGCCUACACAUCCAGGCCUGAUGGAGAGGAAGAGUCUCUAGACCCACAGGAGAAACGGCUCAGUGACCUUUCCAAUCAGAGCCACGACUCCCAGGUGUCCAAUAGCACGCUGUCAGCCACCUCCCAUGAGGACAGACAAAACGUGACGGUGGUCUCUCAGAAGGAGGACCUCGUGGAUGGCCAUUCCCCUCAGGAGGAGGAAGACCUGGAUGAGAUGGAGGUGGAGUACAUUGAGCCCACUGUGCACUUUGCAGAAGAACCCAUCAUCCGCGGCGGGGACGAGGACGACGAAGAGGAUGGCGAGGACGGCGAGAGGAGCGACGAGGAGGACGAGAGGCCGGCUUUCCCCGCGGAGAAGCAGCGUCUGAUCAGAAAGGACACGCCGCACUACAAGAAGCACUUCAAAAUCACCAAGCUGCCCAAACCCGAGGCCGUGGCCGCGCUGCUGCAGGGCUUCAGCCCCGACGGCCUCAACUCUCAGGCCGCCGAGGACGAGCAGGACGACGAGGAAGAGCAAAGCUUGGGAACCCCUCAACACCACCACAGAGCAGAGGAGCUGGAGGACAGCCGGCAUCAGGUCAACUCCAGUCAAGUGAAGGGGGUGUCAUUUGAUCAAGUCAAUAAUCUGCUGAUUGAACCUGCUCGAAUUGAGGAGGAAGAGCACACCUUGACCAUUAUGCGACAAACAGGCGGCCUGGGUAUCAGCAUAGCUGGUGGGAAAGGAUCUACGCCUUACAAGGGAGAUGACGAGGGAAUCUUUAUCUCCAGAGUAUCUGAGGAGGGUCCUGCAGCCAGAGCGGGAGUUAAAGUUGGAGACAAACUCCUUGAGGUGAACGGAGUAGACCUCCACGAAGCCGAACAUCACACAGCAGUGGAAGCUCUCCGGAGCUCCGGUGCUACGGUUUCCAUGACGGUGCUGCGGGAGCGAAUGGUGGAGCCGGAGAACGCCAUCACCACCACGCCGCUGAGGCCCGAGGACGACUACUUCCCACGGGAGAGACGGAGCAGCGGCCUCGCCUUCAACCUGGAGAGCAGUCCCAGCGGACCUCGGCAGCGGUUCUCCACCUGCCUGAUCCGCAACGACAAGGGGUUGGGAUUCAGCAUCGCAGGGGGCAAAGGCUCCACGCCGUACCGCACAGGAGACAUGGGAAUCUACAUCUCUCGAAUCGCAGAAGGUGGAGCGGCGCACAGAGACAGCACGCUGAGAGUAGGCGACAGGGUGAUCUCCAUCAAUGGUGUAGACAUGACAGAGGCCAGGCAUGACCAGGCAGUAGCGCUCCUUACCGGCACCUCCCCCACCAUCGCCCUCCUGGUGGAGCGAGACCCGAAUGCACCAGGGGGCUCUCCAGGUCAGUCUCGGGCACGAGCCCACUCCCCUCCGCCUCCAGAACCCUCAGACUCUCCAGACCAGGAGGAGGACGGCCUUUCCCUUCACGGGAACCACCUGAGUCGGAUGGAGGACGAGUACCCCAUCGAGGAGGUGACCCUGGUGAAGUCAGGCGGCCCUCUCGGCCUGAGCAUCGUGGGAGGCAGCGACCACGCCAGUCACCCCUUCGGCAUCAAUGAACCUGGAGUGUUUAUAUCAAAGGUGAUUCCUCACGGUCUGGCGUGCCAAAGUGGACUUCGUGUCGGGGAUCGCAUAUUAGAGGUGAACUCCAUCGACCUGCGUCACGCCACGCACCAGGAGGCUGUGCGGGCCCUGCUGGCCAACAAGCAGGAGAUCCAAAUGUUGGUACGGAGGGACCCAUCUCCGCCUGGGAUGCAGGAAAUCGUGAUCCAGAAGCAGCCAGGAGAGAAGCUUGGCAUCAGUAUUCGUGGAGGGGCCAAGGGUCACGCUGGAAACCCCUUCGACCCCACGGAUGAAGGCAUCUUCAUCUCCAAGGUGAGUUCGAGCGGAGCAGCAGCAAGAGAUGGACGACUGCAGGUCGGCAUGCGUAUCCUCGAGGUGAACAACCACAGUCUGCUGGGGAUGACGCACACGGAGGCAGUGCGAGUGCUGCGAGCUGUCGGGGACUCUCUGGUCAUGCUGGUGUGUGACGGCUUCGACCCACGAAAAGUGGCUGCUGUGGAGGCGUCUCCUGGCAUCAUUGCCAACCCGUUUGCAACCGGUAUUGUACGUAAGAACAGCAUGGAAAGCAUCUCUUCUAUAGACCGAGACCUGAGCCCAGAGGAGAUGGACAUAAUACAGAAGGAGUCUGAGAUGGUGAGAGAGACAUCACAGUGGGAGCGAGAAGAGAUGGAGAAAGUGGAGCGAAUGCGCUUGGAGCGUGAGGAGGCAACUCGCCUGCUAGAAGAGGAGACUGAGAACAUUGGCACUGGACCUCUAAAACUUGACUACAAAACGCUGGCCGCCCUGCCCACCACCAGCCUGCAGAAGGUCAACAGGUUCUCUACCUCUGUUACUCUGACUGCUCCCAUGGAGGCCCCCCUGCAGGCCCAGUACGGAGCCCCUUUAGAGCCCCUUGGCUUCGUUUUGCCCACAACGCCCCUCAGCCACAUGGACCCCGAGUCCUGCCCCAGUCUGAACACAGAACACGACUACCUCCACGGAUCCCAGUUUUCCCCUAAUGGGACCUCCACCACUGAGAGUUCAGGCUCGACAACAGCCACUAGCUCAACAUCAACGUUUAUACCUGAAGGAGAAGAGGAGGAAGAGGAGUGUCUGGUGGACUCUCAGCCCAUCUGCUUCAAAGAAAACCCGUUCUUGGUGGCCAAUCGCAAAGGAAAAGGCCUUCCUCCUGGAGAGCGGAUCCUGUCAGGGCCUCCGGUGGGCUACGGCAAACAAGGCCAGCUGCAGCCCUGGUUGUUCAGCAAGGCUCCUUCCUCUGAUUUCCCCAGAACCGACAGCCCGAUCAGGGAAGCACCUUAUUCUCCGACUAUCCAACCGCCCAGCCACCACUCCUCCAACAGCUCCAUGUGUGCAGGCAGGGAGACCCGCUUUGCCAACAUUCAUUAUGCAUCCACUCCAACUGCCAAGGACAACACUUCAUCAUCAACGCGACCGGGUGCCAUCCAGCCAGUGGGGCGUGUGCGGCCGAGUGCCUCCCCCGCCACGCCAGACGGCCACAGUCCCAACCCCUUUCAGCAUGGCCCCUCCCCCUUCAACUCCCAGACCUCUGAGCUGUACGCUGUGAGGAACAAUGUCCACCCAGUACAGCCUUCUCCAGAGCCUGAGUUGAACAACGAGGUGUUUGUCGAUGCCACAGACGGUCAGGAGGGAGGUGGCGAGGGUCUGACCGGCAAGGUCUCCCCGCGGCUCUCCCUCUCCUCUGACCGUCGGGAGUAUUUGAGCCUGGCAGCAGUGCCUCGGUUCUCCAGGCCUUCCAUGGAACUGCAGAGUCCGUCUCCUGGUGGAAAGGACAGCCCAGAGCAGCGCUCUUUCAGGGACAGGCAGAAGUACUUUGAGAUUGACGUGAAGCAGCAGACGCCAGACAAACCCAAACCUCGAGUCUCCCUCGUCGGAGAGGACGACCUCAAGAAAAUGAGGGAGGAAGAAGAGAAAAAGUUUGAGCAGCGGGCGCGGGAGUACCUGCUGGAUGAAGAUGAGGAGGAUGAGGAGGAGGACCUGGCUAAGCAGGUGGCCCAGAUGAAGGCCACUGGUAAGGUGCUGCUGGACGGAGUGGAGUACAACGUGGAGCCAGCGUCCGCCCCGUCCCAGCACUGCUCCACACCACCAAACUACAGCGUCACACCACCGAGCUACUGCGGCAGCUCAGGGCCCUCCUCAGUCGAUGGUAAAGGAGACUCUCAAAGGAAUUCCCUGGAGGACAGCUUCAGGAUGGAGAUGAGGCCCAACUCCAUGACGGGUCUGAUCCCAGUUUACCCCGGAGAGUCGGCGGCUCCCAUCCGCACAGCCAAAGCAGAGCGCAGACAUCAAGAGAGGCUCCGUAUGCAGAGCCCCGAGCUUGCUGUGGCCCCCGACAAGGACCUGUCCCCUGCAGAGAAACGAGCUCUGGAGGCUGAGAAGAGAGCCAUGUGGAGGGCAGCCCGGCCCUAUGGCCUAGAGGAGGAUGUUAGGCAGUAUGAGCAGGACCUGGCUAAGAGGCUCUACCAGGCCCGAGUGAGGGCAUCUCAGGGCACGGCCCCCCAGCCCCCCACUUCCUCCUCUACCUCCUCCUCUGCAGCCUCCCAGCUCAGAAUGAAGUCUCUGGAGCAGGAUGCACUGAAAGCUCAGAUGGUCAUCGCCAAGUCUCGUGAUGGGAAAAAACGUGGGACACUAGACCAGCUGACAGAGUCGCCCUCGCCUGCCCCAACGCCCUCUCCCACUCCUAUGGAGGAGCUCAGUCCUCGAGGAGUAACCUCACCCGGCAGGCUGUCCCUGUCAUCAAAGAAGUUUGACUACCGACAGUUUGCUGCCAUUCCUUCUUCCAAACCCGUAUACGACAUCCAGUCCCCUGACACAGCUGACGACCUACAGUACAUCGAUGAUGGCUCCGGCAACCCAGGGCCCACUGCGAGUGCUGAGGUUGAGGUCCCCACCCCGCUGCCUGCCACCUCUGCCCUGGAGGAGAUGGCCCUGUACAGCAACAAGCGUAAACUGAGGCAGGGCCGCCGCAGCCUGGAAACCGCUGUGCCCACGUAACACCAAAAUAUACACACAUUUACAUUCACUGUGGAACACUGGUAAACAUAUUGGUGCAUCCACAGGAGGUGCAGAUUCACUAAACACUACACACAGUGUCAGUAGAGCGAGAUUUACUCUCACAUAUAUAACCACUGCAGAGACUAUGAUGCUAAUAGUCGCCACACAUAGACACUCACUUAUAUCCUGCGUGCCAGUCUUGCCUUUACAGUCUGUGGGUGAGUUGGCAAGUUGUCCCUCAGGGGGCCAGAAAGAGCGAGUGUGGUUAGCUAGGAUUGCUACUUACAGACCAUUCUUCCUUUUUUUGUUCAACAUUCGGUUUGCCUACUAGAAUCUGAUCUAUUUUAACUUGAGGUGAUCGAAGUUUUUAGGGUUUUUUUUUUUUUGUUGUUGUUGUUUCGUUUUGUUUUUUUAAAAUUUCUGCGCCUUCAGUGAUUUUGCUGUUUAGAAAAAAACAUACUGGAAGAGAAAAGAAAUGGGUCAUAGCUAUACUAACUUCUUGAAUGAUACUUCUAGGCUUUCAGUGAUUCGACUGUAAAAUGUCUUAUGUUUCUUGAGACUUGGGCGGACAGGUGUGUGUAUAUAUUAAUUGAAGAGGGAACAUCCUGCUACCUUCAUAGUCACAAAUUGUGGAAAGCUUUUAAAAAAAAUUAGUACAUAUCAUUUUUGCACUGCCAUUGAUCAGCUUUUUAAGAACGUAUAUCUUAACUAAUUUAUUGUUUUUACUGUUUUACUCAAAUGGAAGGCCUUUUUUAUUUUAGUUUUAACCCAUUCAGUCCUUCUAGUUUCAAGAGGACGACUGAGGCGUAUCAAUUUAUCCUUAAAGACAUUUUUCAAUACAGUUAUGAGUCAGAAAGUAAAAGCUUUUCAACUAAUUAUCUGCAUAUCACUUUAUUUUAUUUAAUCUACUUUAUAUACAUUUUUUUUACUAGGGAUUUUGAAGCAAGCACAUCUAUUAAUUAGAUUGCUCUGACGAAGCCUAGUUGUUGCACAUUGGUUUCAUAACAGUAGGGUCAUAACAAAAUGCUUGUUUUUCUCGUCUCAGCAGACUUUAAAGGAGCCUCUGUCCAGAUUUAUUAGCUGUGUUACAUUCCCCUGUAGAGUUUGACUACACUGGAGGCAGCUGCGUUGAGCAGGCUGAGAAUAUUAAUGUUUGGGAACAUGCAUUUUAGCAUCAUUUAUUCAUUAAUGGUACUUACACCCUGACCUGUUUAGGCUAUUGUUUUGUUUUGUUUUUAAAUCAAUGUGAAUCAUUCAUUUCUAUCCUUGCAUUAUCAGGAGGUAUGCCACAGUGAUGUGAAGGUAGCAGGUGUUUUAUUUUUCUGUCUAUGGUUAAUUUAAAUCUGAUGCCACUGAAAAUCAUUUAUUGUGUGAAUAAUGUACAAAUACUGAAAGGAAAACAAAUUUUGGGUUUGAAACUGAGCCAGUCUUGACCCAGACAAAACAAUUGUCUAGACUGCUGAUGCAUCUGGGUUUGGACAGGCUUGGUGCUGGGAUGCUCUUUGCAUGUAUAUUGGUUUGUUAAUGGGAGAGCCGCGAGAGGCACAAGCAAUUAGGAAUUCCUCUCAAGACAUUGAUCUCAUUCAGCUCACAGCUUGACACACUGUCAGUUUAUGUAUCUGACGGGUAUUUCUGCAGAAUCACAGCAUCGUAGCAUUUGUGUUAAUUUAAUGUAGGGUCUUCUAAUGAUAGCUUUCCAUGUUGCUCUCACUGACUGAAAUUCAGUUUGAUAACAUUUGCAAUGGCUGAGAUCUUUUUAUUUUUUAACUUUCAGUAGGUAAAUCUUUUUUUCAGUUGGGUUUCACUACAUUAUUGAUGCAGUGUUUCAAGUUUCUGUGUUUUUUUUUCUUUUGUCUUGAGUUCUCUUUGGGGGCUUUUACUUGCAAAUAGGUUGGAGGGAAAGGGUCAGAAGUCCUAGGGUCAAGGGUUAUAGCUCAUACAAGACUGUAACUAGUGAAUUUGUACAACCAAAGAAGUCUAUUUUGUGGUUCAGGAAUAAUAAAUUUUACUUUUCAUUUAAGAAGCUGA
Messenger RNA from Stegastes partitus (bicolor damselfish), 8964 nucleotides. It is a transcript of the gene scrib, whose product is annotated as scribble planar cell polarity protein. Gene Ontology annotation, cellular component: basolateral plasma membrane; postsynaptic membrane; postsynaptic density. The transcript is spliced from 45 exons. Gene Ontology annotation, molecular function: protein kinase binding. The record is from RefSeq and is a predicted model, not a curated record. Gene Ontology annotation, biological process: establishment or maintenance of epithelial cell apical/basal polarity; receptor clustering; neurotransmitter receptor transport postsynaptic membrane to endosome. The coding region runs from base 877 to 6936 and encodes 2019 amino acids. Lineage: Eukaryota; Metazoa; Chordata; Actinopteri; Pomacentridae.